Molecule: messenger RNA, 3198 nt
Organism: Ogataea parapolymorpha DL-1
Lineage: Eukaryota; Fungi; Ascomycota; Pichiomycetes; Pichiales; Pichiaceae
Product: Alpha-mannosidase
Exons: 1
Coding region: 1-3198 (1065 amino acids)
Biological process (GO): oligosaccharide catabolic process; mannose metabolic process
Cellular component (GO): fungal-type vacuole membrane
Molecular function (GO): alpha-mannosidase activity; carbohydrate binding
Source: RefSeq, a predicted model, not a curated record
AUGGAAUCCGAGUAUCCGCAAUUGAACGUCGAUGCGCAAUUUAAGCCCAUUGACUCCAUCUACGAGAACCGGCUGCGCCAGUUCAUCGAUGAGGGCGGCCAGUACUCUAGUCUUAUGCUCCCAAAGUUCUACACCAAGGCCCGUCUUGACAACGGCUACAAAGAAGGGGUCGAGGGCUACAUUGAGCUGAAGACGUGGGCGGCCCCGGGUCUCUCGAAGCCGCUGUUCAAGGACGUUAUCCCGGCGAAACUGGAUGAAUUCAAACCGUGCCGGAAGGGCGACCGUUUUGGCCCGGCCUGGUCGUCCCAUUGGUUCGAGGUCAAAAUUAAAGUCCCCGCUGCGUGGUCCGACGAGGAGCUGGUUAUUCUCAAAUGGGAUUCUGGCGGCGAGGCGCUUGUGUUUGACGCCCACGGCCUGCCUCUGCAAGGCCUUACCGGUGGCGGGGAGCGCGUGGAGUUCGAGCUUCCGGCAGCGUGGCGGAGCACAGAAACCACGUUCUACAUCGAAAUUGGCUGCAAUGGCAUGUUUGGCAGCACACAGGACAGCUACGAGCUGCGCGAUGCCGACCUGGUUGUGCCAAACCUGGCUGCGCGCGCCCUGUACUACGACUUCUGGAUGAUUGGCGACGCCGCGCGGGAGCUACAGGGUGCUCCGAAACAUAAGGCGCGCGAGGUGUGCAACCGUAUCAUGAACAUUUUUGACAGCGACGACCCGGAAAGCAUUUUGCGGUGUCGCGAGGUGGCCAAGGAGUAUCUGGGCCCGGAUGUGGACUCGGAGAAAGUGUACGAGGGGAAGAUGAGCAAGUAUAACGCUGUGUAUGCCAUUGGCAACUGCCACAUCGACACCGCGUGGCUGUGGGACUUUGCCACGUCCAAGACGAAAAUUGCACGCAGCUGGUCCACACAGCUGCGUCUGAUUGACAAAUAUCCAGAGUACGUGUUUGCUGCGUCUGCUGCGCAGCACUUUAAGUGGCUGAAGAAAUACUAUCCCAACUUGUUUGCCAGGGUGAAGGAGUACGUGGCGCAGGGCCGCUUCAUCCCACUCGGUGGCAGCUGGGUCGAAAAUGACACCAACCUGCCGAGCGGCGAGGGUCUGGCCAGACAAUUUCUGCUGGGCCAGCGCUGGUUCGAAGACCUGUUUGGCGUCAAGAGCAACAUCUACUGGCUGCCGGACUCGUUUGGAUACUCGAGCCAGAUCCCGCAACUGUGCCGGCUGGCCGAAAUGCCGAACUUCUUGACGCAGAAGCUUUCGUGGAACAAUAUCAACCAGUUCCCGGAAAACACGUUCAACUGGGUCGGCAUCGACGCGUCGCAGGUGCUGGUGCACAUGCCACCCGCUAACACCUACACGGCAGACGCGAACUUUGGCGACGUGAAACGGUCGAUCUCGGGCCACAAAAACCUGUACAACGACCAGAAAGGUCUGCUGCUGUACGGAAAGGGCGACGGUGGAGGCGGGCCGAACGCGUCGAUGCUCGAGAGACUGCGGCGAAUUAGAGGUCUUUCCGAGACUGCUGCCGGCGAGAUGCCAACGGUCCAGGUCGGUGUCACCGUGUCGGACUUUUUCGACAAGCUGCGAAGCGACACCGACAACGGCGAAAAAUUGCCCGCCUGGCGCGGCGAGCUGUAUUUGGAGUUUCAUCGAGGUACGUACACGUCGCAGGCCCGCGUCAAGCACUUGAUGCGCACCGUCGAGCUGCUGAUGCGCGACCUCGAGUACCUGGCUACCAAGGCCUCGUUGGAGCUAGAUUACAGAUAUCCGCACCGCAAAAUCGACCGUCUGUGGCAGGACAUCCUGCUGUGCCAGUUCCACGACGUGCUACCAGGCUCCUGCAUCGAGAAAGUGUACCGCGACGACGUCUGGCCAAUGCUGGAGCGCGUGCAGCGUAUAGAGCUCGAGAUGCUCGCCGAGAUCAAAAAACUGUUCAAGCCAGGCAAGUAUAUUCUCAACACGUUUGGCUGGGACCGUGCUGCCGUCGUGAGAACGGGCAGCAGCUGGAUGCAAAAAGGAUACACCGCGGUGUCAUCAAAAAAUGGCGUUCUCGUGCCAGUCGAGUCGUCGCAGGCUGUCAAGUAUCGGUCCAAGAUUAUGCAUCGCGACGGCGUCUACGUGAUGGAGAAUGGUCGGCUACGUGCCACCAUCAGCGCCGACGGCGUGGUGACGAGUCUGUACGACCUGGUGCACCGCCGCGAGGUGCUCGAUGGCUCCAAGAUUGGCGGCGUGCGCUACGUGCUGUACUCCGACACGCCCCUGAGCUUCCCUGCAUGGGAUACAGAGCUGUUUUCCUGGGACAAGCACCAUUUCAUCAAGGCCACAAAGGUGGAAGUGCUCGAGACGGGCCCGCUGGUGUCGUCGCUCAAGGUGGAGCAUGAAAUCUCGGCAGACAGCCGGAUCACGACGGUGAUCUCGCUGGAAGCUCUCCAGUCAUUGGCCGACAGGACGAUGCUCAGGUUCGAGUGCCAUGCAGAAUGGCACGAAACAUAUAAAUUCCUCAAGGUGCAAGUCCCUGUUUCCGUGUACAAUGACUUUGCCAGCUACGAGACGCAGUUUGGCAUCACGAAGCGUCCAACUCACUUCAACACGACAUGGGACAUCGCCAAGUUCGAGUGCUGCUGCCACAAGUUUGUGGACUACUCGGACUACAACUACGGCGUGUCGAUCCUCAACAACAACAAGUACGGUGCCAAUGUCCAUGGCAACACCAUGACGUUGUCUCUGCUACGUGCACCAAAGUAUCCGGACGGCAACGCGGACAUGGGCUCGCACUCGUUCAACUAUGCGAUCCUGCCACACAGCGGUGCCCUGGGUGCGGAAACCAUUCGUGCGGGCUGGGAGUUUAACGAGCGUACGAGCCACGUUGGAGACUUUGGCAAGAGCAUUGUUUCGGUUACGGGAGAUGAAAAUCUGAUCCUGUCUAACGUCAAGCGUGGCGAGGACGAUUCCGGUAUGGACUCUGGCCAUAUUUACAGAAAUAUUCCGAAAAAGUACGUCGGCCAGAAAACUAUCGUUCUACGUUUGUACGAGGCUCUUGGUGGCAGGGCUAGAGCUACGAUCAAGGUGAACUAUCCGGUCGACAAGGUGUUCAAGACCAAUCUCCUGGAGGAGGAGAAGGAGGAGAUUGCUGUCAAGGAUGACGCGUUUGAGGUGGUUUCCAGGAGUUUUGAGGUGUCCACCUACAAGGUGGUUUUGAAAAAAUAG